AAAAAAUAGUUAUUGGUUAUGUUUUUAAUAUAAAACAUUACUUGUGCACAUACAUCUGCACUUCGCUGUAUGGCCGCGUUUUUAAUAUUACAAAUCCCAUAAACACUGUGGUGCCAUAGAGAGUAACAUAUUUCCCUAUUGUUUUCACACUGUGUUGACUUGCCAUUUACUUGGACUGCUUCGUAAUAUUUCCGACGGUCCCUGAAGGUGUGUACUGACUGAGGAGGCUCCUCCCCAACAACAGUUCCCGACCUCCGACGAGAAUUGAAGCUGCCACAUUCAAGAGGAACCUAAAGGCGACCUGGCAGCAUUUUCUACACUCCCUCCACUUUCUCCGGGGUAGUCACGGGAUUUCAAUGUUCAGCCUGCUCUUUGUUUUCUGUGUUGACUUGAGCCGUACCUAUAUGGCGUGUGUGAGCGGGGAAUUCUGCCAGGCACAGCACCUCACCUCCGUGGAGAAGUGAAUCGGCCGCCCCCCGAGGGACUACGCUACCCGGAAACCCCCCUGACUGCCAGCACGCUAGGAACUGCUGUCUAAUCCAAAGUCCCCCCUGGGAUACCGCGUAGUCCUUGGCCCGACUGCCCUGCCCUGCCCCAACCAAUACGACAACUCUUUGCUCUCCGCUUUCUCCUCGAACAGCCAAUCACAAACAGCUCUCCUGAAUGGGCCGUCUCGCCAACAUGAACCGCCCCGCUGCAGUCGAGAUUAACCACGAGUGCAUGAGGUUCCUCAUCACCCACAACCCCACCAACGCCACGCUCAACAAGUUCACUGAGGACCUGAAGAAGUGUGAUGUGAACACACUGGUGAGAGUUUGUGAUGCCACCUACGAUAAGACUCCAGUAGAGAAGGAAGGGAUUCAGGUCCUGGACUGGCCUUUCGAUGACGGUGCUCCUCCGCCCACCCAGAUUGUGGACGACUGGCUCAAGCUGCUCAACACCAAGUUCAGAGAGGAACCCGGCUGCUGCGUCGCUGUGCACUGUGUGGCAGGACUCGGCCGAGCUCCAGUCUUGGUGGCCUUAGCCCUCAUUGAAAGUGGGAUGAAGUAUGAGGAUGCUGUGCAGUUCAUAAGGCAGAAGAGACGUGGAGCCUUCAACUCCAAACAGCUUCUUUACCUCGAGAAAUACAGACCCAAAAUGCGUCUGCGAUUCAAGGAUACCAACAGCCACAACUGCUGCGUGCAGUAGGCUUUCUGUCGGUGCAUCUUUCUUAAUGCGCAUCAUGUGGGGGGGUCUUCCAACACAGGAAGAUUACAAAAAAAAAAAAAAAAAUGAAGAGAGUGCUAUCAGUAAUUAUUGUGAUGAUUUGUUAACACUGAGUCAUGGCUAAAUGAUCAGAGAGCUAGCAAGUGAUGGAAUGAAUGAAACCAGAUCUGGGGAUCCACCAGCCGAACCAAUGAAUGGAAGGUCAAAGCACACAGAAAGGCCCGCCUCCCGGUUACGAUGUUCAACCACGGGCCACAAUUUUUCAACUCGAGUCCAUCCUGUUUUUUAUUUUUUUUAUUUUUGUUUCAGUUGUAAUCAUGGGAUAGCAUUUUCCAUUUUGUGAAUUUUUAUUUUUACACAAACAAAAGGUGAUGACAAGACGAAAGGUUAAAUGAUUUUUAUUUCCAUAUAAUUAUUGAUAUUUUAGGCCAGAAAAAUGUACCUUUUUUAAGAAAUACAUUUUUAAACUUUGAACACAUUGUGACUGUCCAUAUUUUGGUUUUGGGGUGUUAUUUUUAUUUGCACAAAAACUCAAAGGUUCACCAGAAAAUGCAGUAAUGUUUUCUUUUUACCCUUCACUUGCUUAACGUCACUUUCAGUUUUAGGGGUUCACUCAGUUUGAAUAUGUCUGCAAUAUUUAUUCACGAGAUAUGAUAUGUGUGGCAGUUAUGAGUUUGGCAGGGGCAAGGACACUUUGUUAUCCAAUAGUUUUGUUGUUGUUUUUUUUUUUUAUCCUUUGAGAGCCAUGAUUUUUAUUUCAUCAUCAUUUUUUUUUAAGUCUCGUUGGAGUGCAAUAAUCAGUCCACCUCAGAUACGCCCUCCAAACCCUGCUGCAUCGUACACACUCACACAUACACUUCAUACAGUCAGUUUAACAGGAAAAACUCAACAACAGGUACUUCUCCUGCUCUCAGUCAUUCUCCUUUACGGGGCUACAAUAGGACUUCCCUAAUUAUGCAUAUUUAAACACACACACACACAGAGCCUAAGAUUCAAUCUGAAAGACAACGUGGAGAAGAAUGAAAAUGGUCAGUUUUUUAUCAUUGUACCCAUUUUGAAAACAUCCCCAAUUCGUAUUGGUUCUUUAAAGAUAAAUAAAUUGAAAUAAAAAGCAAA
Molecule: messenger RNA, 2322 nt
Organism: Eleginops maclovinus (Patagonian blennie)
Lineage: Eukaryota; Metazoa; Chordata; Actinopteri; Perciformes; Eleginopidae
Gene: ptp4a2b
Product: protein tyrosine phosphatase 4A2b
Exons: 7
Coding region: 664-1188 (174 amino acids)
Biological process (GO): protein dephosphorylation
Cellular component (GO): nucleus; cytoplasm
Molecular function (GO): protein tyrosine phosphatase activity
Source: RefSeq, a predicted model, not a curated record